This is a messenger RNA of Branchiostoma belcheri (Belcher's lancelet), 1267 nucleotides long. Its product is annotated as centrosomal protein of 128 kDa-like. The transcript has 10 exons. The record is from RefSeq and is a predicted model, not a curated record. Lineage: Eukaryota; Metazoa; Chordata; Leptocardii; Amphioxiformes; Branchiostomatidae. The coding region runs from base 488 to 1267 and encodes 259 amino acids.
AAGAAAAUUGGCUAUGCAGUUGCCCCAUCAACUUGCCCGAAGCCUCGAUCUGUGUCAGCUUUCCGUCAUUCGUCACCCGGCAUUAUCUAGUUUCAAAUUUCCCGCCAGGUAUUUACCUUCCCGUCAUGCACUAUUAAGGAGUAUCACGUGAUCAAGCACAGACAUGGCGGAGCGGUCAUUUCAAGUUUGGGAAUAACGGCGACUUUUGCACUCAUCCAUUUUGCGCUACUUCUUGGCGUUACAUUACUACAAUCACCAUAUCAACACUUGCUUCAGUGGCCUGAAAGACAUUCUGCGUGCCGUGCAGAACGCUAAUGGAUCCAGAAAAGUGACCAGUGCAAGAGUUUUGAGCCAGAAGCUCAUUGGUUGGAAGCAGCCAUGAUUACUGGGAAAUCCAGAGCACCAGCAUCUCUCUAUAGGUACUCAGACUGCAAGAACAAAUUUCUAUUAUAAAUAUCCAGAAUAUCAAAAGGAGUAAACUUGAAGCAUGGCAAGUGCUGAUGUAUCGAGUGAGGACGAUGAUUAUGGGUCUCGCCAGCGCUCCAGGAGGGGACGUCGACUACCGGACCCCCCAUCACCUCGUAGCAGUCGACGCGGCAUCCUUAGGACAUCUGCAUCAGACAACAUUGUAGUGGACAGAGUCGAUAGGAUAGCUACAUCAUUAGAGGACACCAACCGCAACCUGAGACGGAUGGACAGAGUGCUGGGGGAGUAUUCUGAGGUCUCAGAAGAACAAGGGACAGAGAUAGACAGGCUGCGAGGCAGACUUGCCCGCUCGGCCAUGCGGCUGCAGGAGGAGAGAGUAAGGAGAACAGGCACCACACGAGGUUCCACCAUGAGACCCAGUGAGCUGGACAUGGCAAGCUCAGGAGAAACAAGAAGAUACAGACCAACGUCACCAUUGAGAAAUUAUGAGCCCUCUGUGCCAAGAAGAAGAACUGGGUCAACAGUCAGGUUUCUCAAUGGAGGAGAUGAUGAUAUCCAUGAAGUCCACCAGACUGUCCGGGACCUGACAUCAGACCAGCUUCGAAUGGGGGAGGACUUGGAAAGGGAAAUAGAUAGGAGAUCGAGAGCAGAGCAGGAGACACAAAGAACCUUACGGGAAAUGUCAGACAGUUUAAGGCGAUCCUCCACGUCUGAGUCUGCCUCGGAGCGAGUAGACAGGAGGUUACAGCAGAUCCAGGACGACAUGAAGGCCCAGCAGAGGCAGCUGGCACGCAGACAGGAGGAGACAGUCAGCAUGUCUGAUAGACUACGAGAGAAUUGA